Molecule: messenger RNA, 372 nt
Organism: Lachancea sp. 'fantastica'
Lineage: Eukaryota; Fungi; Ascomycota; Saccharomycetes; Saccharomycetales; Saccharomycetaceae
Source: the annotation of a GenBank genome assembly
AUGUCCACCAUAUAUACGAUUAACAAGGAUGAUAUUAUUCUAGCACUUUCUGCGCUAAUUUUGCCACCUCUGCCGGUCAUUUUGCGCCGCGGAGUGAAUUCCAAGGACUUCUGGAUUAACUUAUUACUAUGUCUCCUAUUUGGGUUCCCUGGUCUCCUACACGCUGUCUAUGUAGUUUAUCAAACAAGUUCUGAGCGCUCUGAAUACAUUCGUGUGGAUGAGAACUCAGAUCUAGAGGCCCAGCAGGGUCCAGUUCAGACAUCCGAAGCUUCAAAGUCCGUGCAACAGCCCGAAAUCCCACCUGCGUACAAUGAGGUUGCUCCAAAUGGAAGCGCGGCACAGGUCGCAACCGAUAACAAGAUUCAGCACUGA